Messenger RNA from Microbotryum saponariae, 2298 nucleotides. Lineage: Eukaryota; Fungi; Basidiomycota; Microbotryomycetes; Microbotryales; Microbotryaceae. The record is from the annotation of a GenBank genome assembly.
AUGAAUCUCAACAAAGAUUUCAUUUGCUCCCCAUUCACAGUACUGCCCGAGGGAUUAUCCUCUGAUCAUGACCCUUGCGGCAGGUUGGACGACUUCAGCUACCGUGCGAUCGGCGAGCCCUUCCAAGGAGCCUCCCUUCCUCCAUCGUCUCAGCUCCCAGUCUCAGCAACACUGGAUACCUCACUUCAAGAACGCGUAGAAAACGCGUUACUGGGCUUUCUCCGCGAGCACAAGAUGGUGGAAUCCGUGUUCUACGAGGCGUGCGCACUGCUCAUGAUCAUUGGGAAAGCACGACUCUUCUGUACGAACUCACCCCAGUGCACAGUCAGCGUGCACGACCUGCGUACACGAUUACUCGACCCCCUCGUCAUGUUUCUGCUGCAAGAGUACCAGGCCCAGCUUGGCGAGGACGUCAACAAGCUGAACGGCGGUCGUUACAUUCUUCACUCCAGCCCCGAGGACCCUGAUCAAACCCAUAUUCCUCACGGUAUCACGUUCGCUCUGCGGCAUACUCAUACGACGGUGGCGUCCAACACGAUCAUAUCUUUUGAAGAAGGCUCGAGCUUCAUGACCUUUGGAUGUCAGACGAACCUGUUUGCCCGCGAGGACGAGUGCAAGUACUUCCUCCACCAGCGAGGGCCGAUCCCGCUCGAUCCAAGCGGCAGGAGCCACGGCGCACAGGCGAUGCUGAACAAGGUGAGCAUCUUGCAUUCCCUCGUACUUCACUCAACGGUCACUAUAUUGCCAACUGUACCUUUCCUUUGGCCUCCAGCUUGCCUGGAGGAUGCAGUCUGCAAUUCAACGUGACCCAAAGACGGGUAAAGUCGAGCUACCGGUGCGCUUCGGCAUCAUGAUGAGCACUCAUUUCGCCAUUCUGGCCGAGUCGGGUGAGUCGGAUUGGUCAUGACGAAUGAGCUUGCUCAUCCCUAAGUCACCUGCUGAUUUCCUCACAGUCACCAAUCCGAACAACGAUCAAGAAGUUGGCCUCAUUUAUACGCCAAUCUUUAAAAUUGGCACGACCCUUAUGGAUCGGGAUCGAUUUCCAUUUCAUUUUUGGCGAAAUCCAUUCCGCUUCUGUUCCUCGCCACUAUACUGGACUACCUUGUCAAUGUGCCACUUCCGUCCCACGAGUCCCUCAAAUCUCUAUUUGGUGCGAGGAGAGAUUCCGAUGGUCCCAGCCGUGAUUCCGGUGGCGGUGGGCAAGCUAGACAUGCCGAGGAAGGGGCCGAGAAACAACCAAGUGGAGGACUGGAGGACACGGGAUCCACGAAACCGAUCGCCUCUGACGUAUGGACCACCAAGGAGCUCGCUAUCCAGGCGAAAUUGAACACUACGGUGUGGCCGGUAAGCAAUCGCAAGAGGAUAUCAAUCCUUCAGUAUCUUCACCGAGGUCGGCAGUGCGCGGGGAGCUGACCACCCCUCCUAGGCUCUUAGGCGCGGAUAGUUCUUGGCAAGAAUGGAACAACCUGGGCAUACGUCUCGAAGCUGUUAUGUUCGAUGUCGUUGGCAAGCCGGGCAAAACCUUGGCAGCCCCCCGACACAGAACGAGUCAUCGCCUUAUCCCACUCUCCCCCGCGUUGUUGGCUUAUCUUUCGAAACCCCUGGGCGAACAGCGUGGACGUAAGAAGAGCUCUGUCACUUUGUCCAAUCUGAGGGAGAUCAAAGUCGACACUUUACCGCUCCUCGCUGCGGUGCAACUCCUGGGGAGAGGAGGAUUCGGCUCCGUGACCGCUGGUAAACUCGUACUCAACCCUCCCGGAUUCAAAGAUCCGGUUCUUAAGGAUGAGGAGGGCUCGAAGGCUCCUGAAGUAGACAGGUUACAAGCCGGAACACCUCGUGAGGGGAUUGCGGACUGCCCCAGCUCAAGCUCGAUCCCGACCGAUCGACCCGUGGCCAUCAAGCUUUUCGAAGACGACAAGCUGGAAGCCGGGAUCCGAAAAUCGCUCUUUUACGAACACAUUUUUCCGCUCCUCCCGAAAAAUGCGCGCGCGUUCCUUCCUGCUUAUUACGGAACCUUCCGAAGUGCUCGUGGCAAUUCGAUCGCUUUAAUUAUAGGUUACGGAGGGCGGCCAAUCCGACGGUCUGAGCGAUCGAACGAGGAACUCCAACAGAAGGUCGAGUGAGCUACACGGCUCUUGUAGUGUGUUCGCGGCUACUAUAGCUUGCUAAUCCGUCGGAGGUCCGUCUCUCCACAGCAACGCUUACUGUCUAUUCGACAAGCAUGGGGUCGAUCAUUCGGACCGGAAUCUCCGUAACGUGCUGCUGCGCGAAGACGGUUCGCUGUGCUUGAUCGACUGA